UUACUUGGUGAAAUUUUGCUGGACCGAUGUAACUUCAAUAUUAUGACACGAUACAUUGCUGUUUCAGAAAAUUUGAAAUUAGUAAUGAAUCUAUUAAGAAAUGCAAGUCGUAAUAUUCAAUUCGAAGCUUUUCAUGUUUUCAAG
Molecule: messenger RNA, 144 nt
Organism: Entrophospora sp. SA101
Lineage: Eukaryota; Fungi; Glomeromycota; Glomeromycetes; Entrophosporales; Entrophosporaceae
Source: the annotation of a GenBank genome assembly